GGGGCAAAGUAAAAUUUCCACUAAACUGUAACAUUCUCCCGUGGUUCCUGCUCGCUCGUUCUCUAGGCGUUCCUUUUCCUUGAAGCGACCGCAUCAGAAAACCCUCGCGUUCCUCUUUGAUCCCCGCAGCGAUUCCUUCGAUUCAAGGCGUCAUCGUAUCUCCUGACUCCACUAGCGUAUUUGUUGCUGUUGCAGACUAUUGUUUGUUGGCUAGCUACGAAGAAUGGUUUCCUUUGAGAUGAAUGAUCAAAAAAAGAUUGGUCUGGGAUUGACUGGAUUCGGUAUAUUUUUCUCAUUCUUGGGAAUCAUUUUCUUCUUUGACAAAGGGCUUUUAGCAAUGGGAAAUAUUCUCUUUCUAUCAGGUCUCAUGUUGACCAUUGGUCUCAAGUCCACGAUGCAGUUCUUCACAAAGCCUAAGAAUUACAAGGGUACGAUAUCAUUUGGAGUUGGUUUCUUUUUAGUCCUGAUUGGCUGGCCUAUUUCAGGCAUGAUCUUGGAGUCAUAUGGCUUCAUUGUUCUCUUCAGCGGCUUUUGGCCCACCCUUGCAGUCUUCUUACAAAGGAUCCCUGUCUUUGGCUGGCUAUUCCAACAGCCAUUCAUCACAUCGUUACUCGAACGAUUUAGAGGCAAGCGAGUUCCUGUGUAACCUUUCACUAAGUAACAGCUCUGCAAAAUGCAACUUGAAAUUACAGCUACUUGUUUGUAACUUUCGAUACUAAAUGAAAUAUUUGCCUGUUCAUAUAUGUAUGAAUAUGAUAGAUUGUUGUUUCAUUUGUUUUUUAUUCUUCCGAGAGCUGUAUAAGCAUUGUUGCUCUUGUUUA
Zingiber officinale is the source of this 821-nucleotide messenger RNA. RefSeq names its product vesicle transport protein GOT1-like. Lineage: Eukaryota; Viridiplantae; Streptophyta; Magnoliopsida; Zingiberales; Zingiberaceae. Gene Ontology annotation, biological process: endoplasmic reticulum to Golgi vesicle-mediated transport; retrograde transport, endosome to Golgi. The record is from RefSeq and is a predicted model, not a curated record. Bases 224 to 646 code for a protein of 140 amino acids. The transcript is spliced from 8 exons.